Drosophila hydei is the source of this 2394-nucleotide messenger RNA. It is a transcript of the gene fl(2)d, whose product is annotated as pre-mRNA-splicing regulator female-lethal(2)D. Lineage: Eukaryota; Metazoa; Arthropoda; Insecta; Diptera; Drosophilidae. Gene Ontology annotation, cellular component: nucleus. The record is from RefSeq and is a predicted model, not a curated record. The coding region runs from base 413 to 2218 and encodes 601 amino acids. Gene Ontology annotation, biological process: regulation of alternative mRNA splicing, via spliceosome. The transcript is spliced from 4 exons.
AUACGUUUUUAGCUAACUACCCGAUACCGACGGCUCUCAGAAAAAUUAUUAAUUAAACGUAAUUAAAGUGUUUAAAACCAUAUAAAAAUAUUAAAAAAGUGUGUAUAAAUGAACAAUAUAGCAAUUAAUAAAUAAUUCAACGCUGAAUAUACGCAUAAAGUACGCAAAUUUUGCAAUUGAAAAGCAGCAACGAAAAUUAUAAAAAAAUUUUCGCUUGCCUCGCGUCGUCUUCAGCAUAGUUAAGCAUUGGUAUUAGUGAGCAGGCACACGUAUAGAGCGUGUGUGUGCGAGAGCGAAAUAGGUGCUCCGCUGGCAGUGAGCAGCGAGCGAGUUUUGUGUGUUUGUUCCAGUGUGUACAUGCCAUAUGAAUAUCGACGUAAGCAAAGGACCAACUAGAGCUUUGUAUUGAGUUAUGAGUGUCGCUGCAAUGACUAUGGACGAUCAGAGACCUUUGAUGAACAGUUACGAUAAAAUGUCUACAAAAUAUGAUCAAAAUUUGCACAUGAUCAACAGUAGCAACAGCAGCAGCAUCAGCGGCAAUAGCAACAGCGGCGCCGGCAGCGGGGCCGCUGGUGGUGGUGUUGGUGGGGGUGGCGCUGCUAUUGGCGCUGUUAUUAGUAGUGGCCCAUCAGGCCCUGCAUCGCCGACGCCGUCUGGCUUUGAGGAGCAGCCGCAGGCGCAGCAACAGCAGCAGCAGCAGCCGCAUCAUCAUCAUCACCAUCAUCAUCAUCAUCAUUCGACAUCAACGCAAGUGCAACAAACAGCGGAGCAACAACAGAAUCGACACCACCAUCACCAACAACAAGAACAACAACAACAACAGCAACAACACCAGCAGCAACAGCAACAGCAGCAACAUCAUGAAGCCGCUGUUGCCGAAGCUGCCGCCGCAGCCGAACAGCGACGUUUGCUCGAAGAUGAAAUCGAGAGCCUCAAGUUGGAGCAGACACGUAUGGGACUGCAAUGCGCCGACGCACAGCGACGCGAAAAGAUCCUCAUGCGGCGCUUGGCUAAUAAGGAACAAGAGUUUCAGGAUUAUGUGAGUCAAAUUGCUGAGUACAAGGCACAGCAGGCGCCUACUGCCUUGGCUUUGCGUACAGCUUUACUUGAUCCGGCAGUAAAUUUGUUAUUUGAGCGUCUCAAGAAGGAGUUAAAGGCCACCAAGGCAAAGCUUGAGGAGACACAAAAUGAGCUUUCUGCUUGGAAAUUUACACCAGACUCAAAUACGGGAAAACGACUCAUGGCCAAGUGCCGACUGUUGUAUCAGGAAAACGAAGAGCUGGGUAAGAUGACAUCUAAUGGGCGGCUGGCAAAGCUGGAGACUGAGUUGGCAAUGCAAAAAAACUUUAGCGAGGAGGUCAAGAAAUCGCAAUCAGAGCUCGAUGAUUUUCUGCAAGAGCUUGAUGAGGAUGUGGAGGGCAUGCAGAGCACAAUAUUAUUUUUGCAACAGGAAUUGAAGACAACGCGUGAUCGCAUACAAACGCUGGAAAAGGAAAACACGCAGCUUCGACAAAUGAACAGCGGUAAUUGUCCAAAGGAAGUUAUCGACAAUGCGUCAACAACCGCGACAAAUGGUCAAAGCAGUAAUAACAAUAGCCAGUUUCAACAGCCCAUCGGCAGUGGCACCGGCAGCAAAUUGGAAACCAUUGAGGAAAAUGCUUGCUUGGACACAAAUCUAACAAUAACAACGACACUUACUGCUGAUUAUUAUAAUGGCAACAACAACGAACAACAGACUGUGGCUCCAGAGCUAAUCAUGCCCCCCGACGAUGCCACCAAUAGUAAUGGUGGCAAAAGUGUAGCUGCGUCGCGAUUGGCGCGUAAACGUAACUAUGAAGAGGAGAGCGCCACAUUGUCAUGUGUACAAGAGACCACACCGUUGGUGCCGGCGAUGCGUGAGGUUAGCGCACCCCGCACGCUCCCACCGAAGAAAUCGAAGCUGCGUGGCAUAGCAACACGACGAAGCUCACAGCUGGAUGAGGAGCAAAGCCUGGGCAUGAUGACGCCAACGCCGACGUCAACGCCUCUGGUGCUGGACAAUGCAGUAGCUGGCAUGGCCAGCGAAGAGUCCGCAGCAACAACGACGGUAGCAAAUGUUAUAGAAUCCGCAGUACCACUCAUUGCGGAAGGCACCGCUGAAGCGGCACCUGCACGCAUUUUAACGCGACGUCGAUCGGUGCGUAUGCAACAAAACGGUGGCAGUAGCAUCGACUACUGAAUCCACAUCGGAAGCAAAAGCGGGAGCGGCAACGGACUUUUAAAAAGAGCGUGCUAAUAUUGCAUUAUGGCAUCUGAUGAUUCAAUUGAAUAUGAUUUUGUCGUAUGUCUGCUUAUGCCUAAUGGUAAUCGUUAAUUCUUAACGUUUAUUUUGUGAAUUGAGAUUCAAUAGAGACU